AGACAUAUCCUCAGCUUCAAUGACCACCAACUAAUCAGGAUGAUGUCUGUCAAAAAGCUAUUGCUUUUACAGUUUAUAUAUUAUAUAUAAUCCCACAUGGCUCUCAACUUGCUCUUCCAUUCUUUAGUUUUGAAGAAAGAGAGAAAAAAUCCAUCCAGAGCUUUCUCUUUAAAGUCAUCAGAUACAAUCAAGAUCCCCUUCAGCUUAGCUGUUUACCCAUUAGCCCAUAACACCUUUGUCAGUUUCCCUUUCUUCUUUUUUUCUCGUAUAGAUACACAGAGGCAUGGCCAUGUUCUCUUUAACAUCAUCCAAGAAGAACUACUAUAAUAAUCACAGUGCCACUUGUACUGCAAAAGACACCAUUAGAGAGAAGAGAAUGAAGAUCAGAUGUGAUGUUUGUGACAUGGAUGAGGCUUCUGUGUUUUGUUCUGCUGAUGAAGCUGCUCUUUGUGAUGCCUGUGAUCGCCAUGUUCAUCAUGCUAAUAAGCUUGCUAGCAAACACUUGCGUUUCUCUCUUCUUCAUCCUUCCUCUAAACAAUCCCCUCUUUGUGAUGUUUGUCAGGUAGGUAAUUCAUUUCUUUUGAAUAUAUAUAUACUGAAGAAACAUGAGAAUUCUGAUGAUUUUCAUGGGGGUUUAUCAAUUUUCUUCCAGGAGAGACGAGCCUUUCUUUUCUGUCAAGAAGAUAGAGCGAUUCUUUGCAGAGAAUGUGAUAUUCCAAUUCAUGAAGUCAAUGAUCAUAUGAAGAAGCACAACAGAUUUCUUCUAACAGGCGUCAAGCUCUCUGCUUCUUCUUCUUUACAUCCAAGAUCGUCUUCUUCCAACAGCUGCAACACAAACAUGAACACUAACGGCAAGAAAAUUCCCCAGCAGCUACAUCUACAUAAUCCCUGCAGCUUUUCCGAUGAAAUCAUCAGUUCCCCUUCAGUUGAAAGACCAUCACCGUCGUUAGCUAAUCAAAGUCCCAACAGCGAUAACAUUUCACUUUCAACGAGCAGCAUUUCCGAGUACUUGGAGACGCUUCCCGGCUGGCGAGUCGACGAUUUUCUUGAACCUUCAAUGGCUGCUCAUGAUGGUUUCUGUAAGAACUUUUCCAAUUUUUCACCAUUGAUGGUGGAUCAAGAUCUUGAAAGCGAUUCGAUUUCUUUUUCCCCAGAAGAUUUAGCCUUCUGGGUACCUCAAGAUUCAGCUCAAUUGCCUCAGCAAGAUCAUGUACACCAUCCCCAGUUUGAAGGAGAGUUGCUCGAUGUGUUGAAGGAGUCCAAGGAAGCAACGAAGGGGAAAAUUAACAGAAAAUGGAGAAGUGAGGAUGCUUUUAGAGUUCCUGAGAUGAGCCAUAGAGCACUGAAGAAAUCCAGGCAUUUUUCAUAGAAGAAUAGAUAAGAUUUGUGCUUCAAAAUCUAUUGAGUUCUUCUGUUGAGUGAUCCAUGGCAACCAUUUUCAAUCCAAGAGAAGGAAGUGAAGUUUGUUUUUCAUGCCAUCUUGUAAGUUCCUGGUCAAAUGAAAACAGUCCACUAAGCAAGAUAUUUUUCAGGAUUGAAAAAGACAACCCACAUUAAUUAAAUGUGACAAAGGACUUCUUUAUUAAUGGAAUUUUAUUUUAUUC
Molecule: messenger RNA, 1604 nt
Organism: Manihot esculenta (cassava)
Lineage: Eukaryota; Viridiplantae; Streptophyta; Magnoliopsida; Malpighiales; Euphorbiaceae
Product: B-box zinc finger protein 20
Exons: 2
Coding region: 284-1369 (361 amino acids)
Biological process (GO): photomorphogenesis; regulation of DNA-templated transcription
Cellular component (GO): nucleus
Molecular function (GO): zinc ion binding
Source: RefSeq, a predicted model, not a curated record